Syngnathus typhle (broad-nosed pipefish) is the source of this 1825-nucleotide messenger RNA. RefSeq lists its product as uncharacterized. The record is from RefSeq and is a predicted model, not a curated record. The transcript is spliced from 2 exons. NCBI's taxonomy places the organism in Eukaryota, Metazoa, Chordata, Actinopteri, Syngnathiformes, Syngnathidae. The coding region runs from base 273 to 1481 and encodes 402 amino acids.
CCUAUGGGAUAACUUGUACGCAACUACUUCAAACUGUAUAUAACGCUUGACAAAGAAAAACAGUUCUGUUUAACUAAAGAAUGCAGUGUGGUGUAAAUUAGCCCUCAACCAGCUGUUCGUCUCCCAUUGUUGGCUGACUCGUCCGCGAGUGAGAUCAGAUAACUUGAAUUGCCGCUUUCCUGUGGAACAAUGCAACUAAACCUUUGCUAGACUAGAACAAAAACCCCAAAACGACGGCGACACCUGGUCCAUCGCAGACGGCUCAGACAUCGAUGAUGAAGUUUGUGACAGCGAAAGUGACGCGGAAGACGAUCCAAUACAUGGUGGACCGUGAGGAGUUUCAAAAGUCGGUCAUUUCUCUGAUUGUUCAUGAUGGCCUCUCGCUCGUCACAUUCCAGCAGUCGGCUAUGCGGACACUGCUAGGGCCUGCUGCUAAUCAGCUCUCUGUCAGCCUAGACAGAGAUCAGAUCCGCCACAUGGUGGUGGCUGAGGCCGACAGGUUGAAGGAGGAAAUCAAGUCGGAGCUGAGCCAGGAAUGCGUAUUCAUCAAGGCAGACGCCGCCACCAGGCUCAUGCGGAACUACAUGGGCAUCAACGUCCAGUACUUCCGCGACGGGGAGAUUAAAAUCAAGACUCUUCCCAUCAAGGACACCGACGGGGGGCAUGACACUGAGGCGGUCAAGAAUGUCAUCAACGCCGUCAUCAAGGAUUUUGACCUGCAUGUCCUCUCCAUCGUCGUCGAUAACGCAGCGACCAUGAGCAAAGCCGUGCGGCUCAUCAAUGAGGACGACGAAGAUGCUGAUGAUGAAAACGAAAUGGAUGAGGACGAGGUGGGCGUCAAUCUGGACGACGAGGUCCAGCUUGAGAAGUUCGCUGGGAUUCAGGAUGCCGAUUUUCGAAUGAUUCAUCACAUGCGCUGUGCUAUUCACACGCUGCAACUGGCAAUUCGUGACGGAUUGAAGGCGGAGCAUGUCAUGAAACUACUGGAUAAAGUCCGACGGGUGGUGAAGAGACUGCGGACCCCCAAUCUGCUUGCUGUCCUCCGUCGUCGAGGAGGUCUUCUCCCUGUCGUCGAUGUGCCCACCCGUUGGGGAAGCACCUACCUCAUGACAAAACGGCUCCUUCAUCUACGAGAGCAUGUCCAGGACUUGGCGGCUGCUUCUCCGGAUCUUCUCCUUAACGAGUCAGAAUGGAAGAAGCUUGAGACCUUGGCCACAAUCCUCAAGAUGCCACACGAUGUCACGGUCAAGCUCCAGUCGGCCUCAAUCACCCCCGGCAGCUUUCUCAAGGAGUGGUCGGCCUUGAAGGCAGCGUCGCGCAAGCAGCCCCCUCUGGCUUCACCAAUCGCCAAUUCAAUGGAACAACGAGAGGACAAGCUCUUCGACAAUGAUUUUUUUUCUGGCAGCCAUCUUCGUCGAUGCGCGUUACCGCAUUCUCCUCAGCGAAGAGCAGAUGGAGCGCGCCCCUCCGUGCCGUUGUGAGGCGAAUCCGGUCUCGUACCCACCAGCACCUGGAAGUACCGUCGAUGGAGGCCGAGGUUGAUUGCUGCACACCGACGGAGGAGGAUGAGUUUGAAAAAGAACUUGACAACAUUGAGCGCCUCCAGCGUUUGUCGGCCGCCACCUCGCCAACCGACAUAGAUGAAGAAAUUGGGGCAAUGUUGGCACUUGGUCGAAUGAAAGCAAUGCCAAUCAGCCAAGUCAGCGUAGAGCGCCUGUUUUCCGGGCUCAGGUUCAUUAUGUCUGAUCAGCGCGGUGCGAUGAAGGCUGACUUGGUUGAGGCGAUUUUGUUCCUAAGAACAAACUCAAGUCGUUGAAUUGAAACU